Messenger RNA from Xiphophorus couchianus (Monterrey platyfish), 2677 nucleotides. RefSeq names its product gamma-glutamyltransferase 5b (gene ggt5b). The record is from RefSeq and is a predicted model, not a curated record. The transcript is spliced from 12 exons. Bases 97 to 1779 code for a protein of 560 amino acids. NCBI's taxonomy places the organism in Eukaryota, Metazoa, Chordata, Actinopteri, Cyprinodontiformes, Poeciliidae. Gene Ontology annotation, cellular component: plasma membrane. Gene Ontology annotation, biological process: glutathione catabolic process; inflammatory response; leukotriene D4 biosynthetic process. Gene Ontology annotation, molecular function: leukotriene-C(4) hydrolase activity; glutathione gamma-glutamate hydrolase.
GCUUUGGAUAAUACGGAUUUGAUUGUGCGUCUGUGCGCACUUCAUCGAGCGCAGACGAACUGUGUAAAAGUUUUACCCACUCACACACAAAGCGCAAUGGCCAAAUAUAAGCCCUGGCUGACGGCAUGUUGCGUCCUUCUUAUUGUGAUUUGCGCUGUUGCUCUGGUGAGUCUGUGCAUCGCCACGCUUCUUGGUGCGGGUUGCUCCGGCGGCAGAUUCAGACAUGCGGCUGUUUCGGCAGACUCGCAACUUUGCUCCGAGAUCGGAAAGAACAUGCUCCUCCAAGGCGGCUCAGCAGUAGAUGGCGCCAUUGCAGCUCUCCUCUGCACAUCUUUGGUCAACCCUCAGAGCAUGGGAAUUGGAGGAGGCUCGAUAGUUGUAGUCAGAAAUAAAACAGGUAAUGUUAAAGUUUACAACUUCAGAGAGUCAACCCCACAGACAUUCAAACCUUCUCUGUUAAAAGACUGUCCCACUAAAUUCGGACUGACCGCAGGUAGUCAGUGGAUUGGCGUUCCCGGGGAGCUGCUGGGCUACGACGCCCUCCACAGAGAGUACGGGAAGUUGUCCUGGGCCAAACUGUUUGAGCCAACCAUUAAACUGGCCAGGGAAGGAAUCCCCAUGCCACCAUACCUGGCACGCUUUAUGAGCCACGAGUUGUUGAAGCCGCAUGUGGAAACGUCAUCUCUGUGUGAAGUCUUUUGCAACAAGAACAAAACAAUCCUGAGAAUGGGCGACACCAUGCAGUUUUCUAAACUUGCAGAAACCUUGGAAAUCAUUGCAAAGGAAGGAGUUAAAGCCUUUUACACUGGCAGGAUUGGACUUGACUUAAUCCAAGAUAUAAAAGACGCAGGUGGAACAUUAACGGUGGACGAUCUGAAGUCUUACAGAGUGCGGGUGGGCAGUCCAUGGACAGUUUCUCUGGGAAAUCAUAAGAUGCACAUCGCUCCACCGCCUGCUGGGGGGGCGCUUCUAGCUUUCAUUCUCAGAAUCAUGAAAGGGUUCUCGUUAACUCCAGACUCUCUAGUUGGUGAAAAGAAGAAGAUUCAGAUGUACCAUCGUUACAUAGAGGCAGCUAAAUUUGCUAAUGGUCAAAAGAGGAACAUUCGAGACCCUGCCUACAGUAGCAGCAAGAUGGCUGAUCACUUAAUUGAUCCUUCGUUCAUUGAUCGCAUAGCGAGGCUGAUAUCAUCAAAUAGAACACAUGAUAACUCCUAUUAUCGUAACCACAAGCCUUUGCUUGAUAACUUUGGAACGACUCACGUUUCUGUCAUGGAUGCGGACGGACUCGCAGUCUCAGCCACUAGCACCAUAAACCAGCUGUUUGGAGGAGCGGUGUACUCUAAACGAACGGGGAUCAUCCUCAACAACGAGCUUGUUGACUUUUGUGGGAGAGUAGAUUCAAUACAAGGAGGUGAACAGCCGCCCUCCUCAAUGAGUCCUGUUAUACUGGAGAAGGAAUCUGGAGGGAUUCUUGUGAUGGGAGGGUCAGGAGGAAGUCUUAUCACCACAUCAAUGGCUUUGUCCCUAAUAAACCGCCUGUGGCUGGGGAUGAGCUUAAAAGACUCUAUUGCUGCUCCUAUAAUCUUCGUCAGUUCAAACAACGAUGUGAAUUUUGAACCAGAAUUCGAUAAGUCCGUCAUAAAUGGCCUUAGACGUCUUGGACACAAAACUGGGAAUUGGCCGUUCUUUUUAAAUGUGGUCAACGCCUUGGAAAAGGAGAACGGCUGCAUAGCGGCAGUGUCGGACAGCAGGAAGCUGGGAAUGUCAGCUGGAUACUGAUCAUGAGGAACAAGCGUAACCUUCCACAAAAGUCUUUUCUUGGACUAACUGAGCCUUUGGGAUUUGCGUCAGUGAAAGUGGUGCAGCUCUGAAAAACAGAAUGUGAAUUAUACUUUUUUUUUAUUUGCCUUUUAAGAAGAAAUAUGAAUGCUUAGAAGUUGAGAUCAUUUAAUUCAUCUAACAUAGAGAUAAAAAUGCUGGUUAUGAACUCCACUGUUCCUAAAAAAUGACUAAAUGUAGGCGCACAUCCAUAUAGUAUUAGUCUAAUACUAUAUAAGAGUAAAGAAAAUGAAUCACUAUCAUGAACAUAUUUUAGAUGAAGACAAAUGCACAUAAUAAAUGUAUACUGCCCAUCCAACACAUUCCUCCUUUUGUUUGUUUUUUUUACAUAUAUGUUACCUUGUGCAGCUACAGAACUGUGCAAAAGUUUAAAACCUAUCCAAUAUUUAUAUUUAUAUUUCAAAAUCACAGAUCAUGAUGUAAAAUCAGUAUUUAGUGAUAGAUCUCCAGGCUGUUUUGAGACAAAUUUAGGCACCAAAUUCACUCGUUUACGACUCACUCAGGUGAAGUCGCAAUUCAACAACUUUAUCAAUCACUAAUAAACAAUGUUUGAAAGUCAGUUUGAAAGCAAAGAUCUGACACAGAAUGACAUUUCAUUCAUGCACUCUGGGAGAGAGAUUAGAUUAGAUACAUGCCUUAAUGGUAUUUUCUCAGAUUCAGUAGGACUGUGUCUGUUUCAGGUUGCUAGAAACCAAGUGCCUAAAGAACCCAGUUUCAGAUUGUUUUAUUUUGUCUGUCACUUGAGACAAAACUUGCUCAGUCAAUAAGUUUUGCAAAACAAUUCCAGCAUUCCAAAAGAAAAAGAACAAACUAGUUUGAAACUGAUUGUAGAAAGCAG